Enterobius vermicularis (human pinworm) is the source of this 624-nucleotide messenger RNA. The record is from the annotation of a GenBank genome assembly. NCBI's taxonomy places the organism in Eukaryota, Metazoa, Nematoda, Chromadorea, Rhabditida, Oxyuridae.
AUGGUCUGUCCCCAGUUUGCAGGUAUUUUAUGCAAAAAAUGUGAUAAUGGAUGGCAAUACUUUUGGAAAACAAACAAAUGUUAUUUGUCCACAUCAAAUACAACGAAUUGGAGCUAUGCCGAAUUGGAAUGUCAAGCCCGUUAUGCACAUCUUGUGACCAUCAACGACGAUGAUGAGAACAAUUUUAUAAGAGCAACAGCAACAUUUUCAGGCCUUGAACCGGCAUAUAAUCAGACGGCUAGAUGCUUAAAAAUGAAUAUAGAAAGUGGUGAAUGGUAUCCAGCUUCCUGUUUCCUCAGUUCUUUGCCGUAUAUUUGUGAAAAAGCUGCAGAUGUGGGAAAUCUUCCUAACAGAAAAUGGUUUAAACCAGCCAAAACAACUGCAGAAAAAUGUGAAUUUGGUUGGACAUAUUUUGAACAAACAAACUAUUGUUACUAUUUCGUGAAAAAACCAAAAACUUGGGAACAUGCAAACAGUUUCUGUCAGAAGAAAUCUGCUCAUUACGCGGCAUCUAAGGGUUUCCAAAUUCUAUGGAUCGGAUCAGCAUGGUUUCACCAAGAUGAUUAUGAGAAUAAUGAUAGAAGCCCAUUUGAUUAUUCUAAUUGGGGAAAAAGUAAGGAAUAG